CCUUGCCUUCCACCAUGAUUGUGAGGCCUCCCAGCCACAUGGAACUAUAAAGCCAGUGAAAGAAGGAGUUCCCCCCUUUACUGUUGCUCCUCUAUCAAUCCCACUUCUGUUCAUGGAACUUUUUAAAUAUAUAGAAGGUUACAGUGGAGGAAGAAAUCAGAAAUCACCCGGCUCCACAUUCAGCUUUCAGGAUCUUAUUUCCAUUGAGGCCAAUGGGUAAUGCAUGUGGUAAGACCCAGGACUGAGCAGGAGGGACCCCGCUGGCUGGCUGAAUGAUUUGUGGUGGUUCAGAGGCCGCCUCUAGCUUCCCAGGACAGCCAGCCAUGCAGCCCGUGGGCAGGAAGCGCAGCAGGAUGGCUGCCAAGGACCAGUUGGAGGCUCAAGUUACAGUCGCCCAGGAAAUGGAGCUUGCGGGUAAACACAGUCCAAGGGGAUAUGGAAGAAGGUGCACGCCUGACGGUCUGCCUGCUUUCUGCGCUGGGGGCACACGGGCAGCCCGAGGCCCCCGACCCCUUCGUGGCUUUGGAGUCCACCGAAAGGCUCCAGUAAGUUAUGAGCAUGAGGAAAGAAAACCUGUUACAGAGACAAAGAAGGGAGAUGUAACUGAUGAGCAUCAGGAAAGAGAACCUUUUGCUGAAACAGAUGAACACGUGGGGGUUGAUACCAAGGAGCUAGAAGAUAUUGCAGCUGACAUUAAAGAGGAUCUUGCUGCAAAGAGAAAAAGGAUUGAAAAGAUUGCAAAAGCUUGCAGUGAAAUAAAGAAUAGAGUUAAAAACGUUUUGAGAACAAUGCAACUAAAAAGGCAGAAACAUGAUUACAGAAUUUCUCUGAAGUUGCCGAAUGUCCUUGAAGAGUUCACCACAGAUGAGCAGAAAGAUGAGGAAGGAGAAGGAGAAAAGGAAGAACAAAUUGUUGAAGAUAUUUCAAGAGCAACAAAAGAGGUGGCAACAAGAUAAGGAAGGAACUGAAAGAGAUUGAGCCAUCACACGAGCAAUUCACAAAGGGUGGAAGAAAAAAUUCUCCAUUGAGAGAAGGGAAGGAAAAUACAGGAAAAAGAACCAUUCUUUGAAGGCACCUAUUGUCCAAUUCAUGAGGAAGAGCUUGUAGUUCUGAGUUGCACAAGCAUGCUUUAGUUGUUUUUCUGUAGGAUACUAGAGGAGGUUAAAUGUUUCACGAUAGCUGUGUCCUCAGACCCAGUGUAGGAGAUGGGUAAAAAAAUGUUGAUUGGAUAAAUGUGUUACUUUGCUAGUUCAUACCUCUCUGAACCUAUCUUGAAGCUGCUGUGGGGAAAAUUUCUCCAUCUUUUCUUUGUUCUGUCACCAUUCAAUCUAUUCAUCUAUUGCUUGAGAAUGUUUUUGCAAUAACAAAUCUUUGAGGUUUGGAAACCAGCUGUGAUUAGUUUAAGAACUCUUGGUCCUACCCAAUUUCAGCCUGUGCUGGGGUGUCUAUUUCCUUUGUAAAUUAAGGCUGCCUCCCCGUCUGCUGAUUACUGGGGCUGAUUGGUUGUGCCCUGCAUUUCACUGGAGCCCCUGUCUGUUCUUUGGCUCACCUUCCCCCGCCCUUCCUUAUUUGUAAAGCCCUGAAGGAGGCAAGUUUCCUUUGAAUGUCAUUAACACUUUGUAAUUAGCUAGGAAGCCAAGGAGAAUACCAAAUGUCCCUUUCCCACCACGGGGCAGACUGUUUUGUUUUCUCUUCUGAACCCCAAGCAGGAACUGGCUAAGAUAUGAUGGCCCCUCCACACGAAGAGUGACUGAUUUCAUUGGGAAGUGAAAUUUGCAUGACACCAUCAGAAGCUCUUGACCCGUCAGACUCAGAACUCAGCAAGCUUUUCUUUCCCAUUAAUCCAUGGUUAAUGCCUUUGUGCUGCAUAGUUUAUUCAGUCCACAGCUCCCUCCUCAAACAUAAACCACUAAAGGACCAUGGAUUCACAGGAAUUACAAUAAGACUACUGAGAGGCAGAGAGCGGAAAGCCCUGGGCUUUGGUGUCAAGCAGACCCAGGUUCAGGAGGAAGCAGGGAUAAUAUAUACUUUUUUUUUAAGUCAGGUUGUGAGGUAUAAUUUACAUAUAGUAAAUUUCCCCCUAAGGCGUGGCAUUUGGAAUUGCACUUUUCUAUAAUCUGUGAAGGAAAUUGCACUGAGUUCAGAGCCAGGAAACAUGGGUCUUGCUCCCAUCCCCCCAGCCAUUGUCAAUGAAUAGCUCUGAACUCUGCAUCAUCUGUAAAAUGUGUGAGUUGAACUAGGUGACAGUGAGGUCCCCUCUGCAUUGUAAGAAGUCUGUUGUUUUAUAUUUUAAAUGAAUGAAACAAACAAAAUAACUUGUCUUCCCAAAAUAUAUUCAAGAAUCUCAUGAUUGAAGUUCACUGUUGAAAUAACUAAGCUUCUUCUACAGUUCAAACUUAUUUUUACAGUUGCUGCUGGAAGAAUUUCUAAGCAUAUUGGGAUAAACAGUUCCCACUUGCUGAUCCUAAACUAACCAGUGGCCCUUGCUCCCCCCACCCCAGGUCACCCUAGUCCUCCAGUCGGCUGAGGCAGUGGGAACAGGAAAUCAAGUCUCUCAGAAAGUUCAGGCUGCCUUGAAUGGCUGCCAGAUUACCCUGGAGGAGAAGCUCCGGAGGCAGGCGGGAAAGGCCCCCCUCCUCUAGUUACAGAAACUCUCUCCUUACACUCCUCUCUUAAAACUACCUAAACUUAAAUGCAAAAACAUUUCUGCAGAGAGGAAAGUGCCCAACAUUCUCUGGUUAUGGAUUGGGGGCCCUGUUUCAUCAGUUUUUGAUCAAGGCAUUUUGACUUGAUUGAACUUUCAGAUUGCUCUAGCCUUGUCUCUCCUCCCCCAAACCAAACAAAUGAGUGCUUGGAAUGAGUGAAGCACACACAUUCCUGGAUCCAGAUUGAUAUCUGGAACUGGAAUGUGACAUUUACCAGUGUAAUGUGCUGAGAUUUAAGUUUAUGGAGAGUAUUCUUCCCAGGUAAACCUCUGUGGCCUCACUCCUGCAGUUGGGGGAGAAAAAUGUGGCAGCCACUUUCUGGCCUUUCUCCUGCAGGUGAGCACAAAAGCUUAAGACAUACAUACCUGCAGGGGAUGUAGGAGAGUGUCCAGUGGAAGGAUGAUCUCAUUCCCUAAUACCUGACCAUUCAUGGCAGCCUCUGUUUCUCUGAAGUCCUGUUGGAAGUUGAUUUCCAUGGGGCCUUUGUAAGUGUGACUAAGAAAACCAUGCUAAAGUCUACAUUCAGUCCAGUUUGCAGGAGCUGUUUGGAAUCCGGGCUGCAUUGUUAGGAUGAUGCCUGUUGGCUCUUUAUCCUGUUCUAUUAUUUCUAAAUCACACGUGUUGACUUCUAACAUACUAAUAAUUUUUGUUUUUAUUGUGUUUGCCACCUGUCUCCUCUCAUUAGAAUGUAAGAGAUGCAUGUCUCUUUUCUUCAUUAUUGUAUCCCCAGUGCCUAGCACUGUGCCUGGGACCUAGUAAGAGCUUAAUUAAUAUUUGCUGAAUAACUUAAAUGAACAAGUGAAUGAAUGAUCCCUAGUAGAAUCCCCUCGAAGAGAUUUUCAUUUUUGAACCAAAUCCUUGAAUAAAUUCAUAUAAAUAUUUACUGAGUCUAUGAUGUGAGUUAAACAAAAAGUACAGAAUAAAGAAAUAGGAUAAGAAUGUGUCAACUGGCUAAUCUCUCCAGGGAAGUAAUAACUCAGCACCAAAAAAUAAGCUACAUGAAGCACUACUCAGGAAUAAAAAUAAAUGAAAUAUUGACACUUAAGACAACAUGAUGACUCUUAAAAUUAUUAUGUUGCAUGAAAGAGGCUAGACUCAAAAGAUCUACUGGGUGAUUUCAUUUAUAUAAAAUUGAGUCUAUAAAAUAUAAUCUAUAGUCACAGAAAGUAGAUCAGUAGUUGCCUGGGUACUGGGAGUGGAGAGAGAGUGAUUACCAACAGGCAUGAGGAAAGUUUUAGGGAUGAUAGAUAAGUUGAUCAUCUUGAUUGUGGCGACAGUUUUACAGAUGUGUGUAUACAUCAAAACUCACCGCAUUGCACAUUUUAAACGGAUGCAGUUUAUUGUAUGUCAAUAAUGCCUCAAUAAAGCUGAAGACUGCAAAAAGAGUACAUUUUAAUGCAUCAAUCAAGAACUACCCUUUGAGUGCCCAACAGACAGUCAAACUAUUUAUUUUGAUUCUUGCUUUCCUUUUCUGUACCUCAUCAGUAUCUCAGCAGAAUUAAUUAAGUAGGCACUCAAUGAACUGGUGUUAUGAAGUAUAUUUAUGCUUGUUGUGAUACAUCUUAGGUUUUUAUUUCAGAAGCAAAAGUACCAUCACCAUGAUCCAUAGACCUUUUACUUUGUAACGAGCUUCUCCAUCUCUAUUUUCCCCAGGAUAAUUGUUUUUGCAUUGUUUUAUUAUUUAUUCAACAAGCAUGUAUUGUACUUUUUGUUUAUGGAUUCUUUUUCAAUUUCCUCUGAUCUCUUUAAAAUUCUGAUCCUGUCUUGCGAGAUGCUAAGUGCUCAACUCCCACCCUUCCAACUCCAAUCCUCUUCUCUUAAUAAGCUUAUCUUAAUAUCUAGCAAGCAGGUUUUCUCUCCCAACAUUAAGUCACUGGUAAAAUGAUGAAGAACACCAGACCCAUGAAGGAAGAUGAGGGGGAACUUCCAAGGCUGUUUACUAAGAAAGCAAACCUCUGUCAUUGAGAUCCUAUAGGUUUGCCCCAAGUAGGGGUUACAAUCUAAAAAGAGUGUGAGUUUUCACUGGCUUUCCUCUUGUUUUCUACCUAGCUAAUGAACUUGCUUCAGCUCAGGGUGAAGGGAUAUGCCAGAAGCAGG
This is a messenger RNA of Chlorocebus sabaeus (green monkey), 4802 nucleotides long. The record is from RefSeq and is a predicted model, not a curated record. Lineage: Eukaryota; Metazoa; Chordata; Mammalia; Primates; Cercopithecidae.